UGUUAUCUCAUGGAGUGUACCUAGUUAUAUUCCAUCAGACUAUCCCAUUAUCACAUAUGAGAUAGGAUAUCAUAUCUUACAGUCUGGUGGUAACUGUUUGAUGGUAAAUGAUGAUGACUUUAAUACUGAAAUAUUGCAACUACAUAAUUCAACCAAUACUUAUAUUAGCAUUACUGGUCUUAAUGAUAUGUCUUACUUUAUUUUUGGUGUACGUGCAUACACUGAUAAUGGAUAUGGAGAAUGGACAGUUAUUGCUAAUGAAACAUUAAAACUACCACAACAAUUAUCAUUUAACUGUGAUACAUCAGACAGUGUUAUUGGUCUUAGUGUGUUAGUGGGUAUAUUGUGUGGUCUACUAACUGUCAGUGUUAUUAUUAAUAUCUUCAGCUUUAUGAGAAAGAAAAGUUCAUGUACUAUUAAUAAGCAAACAAAAGCUGAUGAUGAUAUUUCAAUGCAAGUAUGUGAACCGUAUGGAAUCCACAAGACUAAACUAAGUGAAGAGAAUGAAGGAGUCUAUGAUGAAUGUAAAACAUCACCCGAUGAUGUGUAUGAACAUAUGCCGCAAUAAAUGUACUAGAGCAACUUAAGAGUAACUCUUAAAACAUUUUCACUAGUUUUAGUGUAGCAAUUUAUUUUACAUAUAGUUAUACAGUACAUAGUUUGUGUGAAAAAGAGAAUACAACUUUAUGAGUACACUUAAUAGUUACUGUGUA
Messenger RNA from Amphimedon queenslandica, 713 nucleotides. RefSeq lists its product as uncharacterized. Bases 101 to 568 code for a protein of 155 amino acids. NCBI's taxonomy places the organism in Eukaryota, Metazoa, Porifera, Demospongiae, Haplosclerida, Niphatidae. The transcript is spliced from 3 exons. The record is from RefSeq and is a predicted model, not a curated record.